Molecule: messenger RNA, 288 nt
Organism: Closterium sp. Naga37s-1
Lineage: Eukaryota; Viridiplantae; Streptophyta; Zygnematophyceae; Desmidiales; Closteriaceae
Source: the annotation of a GenBank genome assembly
GACGUGUUGGCAGCAUGUGAGGUGGUGAACUGCAGCGGUGUGGAGAUCCAGUGCCAGGGCACGGCCCCCAUGCUCGCAGUGGACAACACCAGCGGCUGCCAGCUGUACCUCGCUGCGUCAGCGCUGACAGCGUCGAUCACCACCGCCAAGUCAUCGGAGAUCAACGUGCUCGUGCCCGGACCCGAUGCCGACACACCCUGGGUGGAGCAUGCGCUACCGGAGCAGUUUGUGAGUGAGCUCAAGAAUGGCACCUUCGUCACCACACCCAUUUCCCACUCUGGAGGCUAA